AACUGUCAUGUGAUAACCAUAAGUUCUAUGAUUAUAAUUUAGAAAACUGAGUUUGUAGGUAGUGAAAACUGGUAUUGUUUUCUUACUGAUUUGUUUUAAUAUGACCUAUAAACGUAAGAAAUACCAUCACGGUGAUACACAUUUAAAGAAAAGGUGGAGAGUGCGUAAUCGAAAGAAGGACUUGGACCAAAUUGAUGGAGAUCUAAAAGAAGAAAAAGCUGAAAUACUUCUAAAUCAAGAAGUAGAUUUGGAUUUACCUGGUGCAGCUCAACACUACUGCUUACAUUGUGCGCGUUAUUUUAUUGAUGAGCAAGCACUAAAAGAGCAUUUUAAAACAAAAGUUCAUAAGCGAAGAUUAAAGGCUCUUGAAUUAGAGCCUUAUACUAUAGAGGAGUCUGAGAGGGCUGCUGGUUUUGGUAACUUCAAAUUACCGAGUAAAAGAAAAAUCGUCACUCAAAAUACACAGAUUGUUGAUAAAGAUGGUGACGUUAUAAUUGAAGAGGAUACUGUACCUAAAAAGAAGAAAAUUGAUGAAAAUGCUACUUAAAAGUAUAACUGGUUUGUCAAAACAUUUUUUUGUAUCAAAGAAGUCAGUAAGAUGUUCCACUUUAUUUAUAAAUGGACCAAAGGCUACAGACAACUAUGUUUUUUUGAUACCAUAUAUUGAUUUAACAAAAGUUUCCAGUG
Messenger RNA from Leptidea sinapis, 687 nucleotides. RefSeq names its product zinc finger protein 593 homolog. Gene Ontology annotation, molecular function: zinc ion binding; nucleic acid binding. The record is from RefSeq and is a predicted model, not a curated record. The coding region runs from base 101 to 547 and encodes 148 amino acids. The transcript is spliced from 2 exons. NCBI's taxonomy places the organism in Eukaryota, Metazoa, Arthropoda, Insecta, Lepidoptera, Pieridae.